GAAUUAUGAAAUUAUUAUUGGAAUUAUGAUAAAAAUAAUGUAGAGAAUCGAUUUAGUUCAUUACUUAUUUUGUUAAACUAGUAAAACAACAAUUACCAAAUAUAAAGAAAAAAGUGAUAAGUAUGGAAAAAAUUGUGAAACAUUUCAUCAUAAAUUUAUUCGCUAAUGAAAGCGUUAGAAACUCCAGAUAAAUUUUUAGUAACAACGUUAAAAGAACUGAGUAUACCAAGCACGCUACUCUUGCUUUUUAAUUGCUUGUGAACGAAUUUCGAAUUUUAUAUAAGAAAGCUGCUAGAGAGUCGUCACUCGACACUACAAAUAAAAAGUUGCACAAAUAUUAGCAACAAUAAUUUUGGAUCAACCAAAUUAAACAUGUUCUUUUAAAAUACAACUGAUUGACGUCUAGAGCUGCAAAAGACAGUAUUUAUUUACCUAGUUAAUGGAUGCAGAACUACUUUUUAUCCACACUCUAUGACAAACAGUUUCUAGGAGCUAGAGAAAAUGUUUUUGCUCCCAGCUAUUUUCAUGUUUAACAUCUUUCGUAUGCCGAGACUAGUUGCAGCUCGCUUUUGUGAAGGAGGUCAUUACUGUUCGUUGCCAAGGGAAUGUUGUACCCAAGGAUGUUGUCCACCAUACCAAAAUGGACCCCGACAACUUCCACCACCGUCAGAACACGUCUUGAAUUUAUUUUUCAUCAGCCAUUGGUUUUUCUGGUGUGUGGUGGUUGCGAUUAUUUUGGCAAUAUUGUGCGCAUACUCUUUAUGGAAGAAACGCCGUACACUUUGCGGCUGGGGAUUCACGGAGCAUCGUGCUCAAUCAGAGGGCGACUCGGCAGGUUCCUGCUAUGCUCCACCGCAAUACAGUCGCUGUAAUUCGUUUCAUCAUCCACCACCUCCAUAUACCGAAGUCACAUCCAAGCCGGAUCUUUAUCCACUCGUGUUCACAUGCAACAGUGACAAUGCUAAAUCCGGUUCCAGUUACCUGAUGGUACAAUAUUUUCGAAACUAUAUCGUUCGACCAGUUGGAUCACUUUCCGCGGCAAGUACAGUUGAUUCGCUUAGUUCAAGCUUCAUUUGCAAUAUCAAUGAAGCCAACACCCUAGUACCACCUCCAUACUCUCGUGCAGCAAGUCCGGAAACUGAGUUUAGUGCGCAUUUCCAGCAACAGUUUAUGAUGCCUCGUUCAGCCUCGCAAAUAGUUUACGCCUGUGGAGGGAAUGGAGAUAGCAACAAUGCGGGAGCGCGCGAGAUAAGUAGCAGUAUUGUAGCGCAGAAAGUAUAUCAAGGUCAGCAAAAUAAGGUACCACGUUUUACUGUGGUGGCACUUAAUGGAUCAGUUGGUGGAAAUCAGAGCGAAAUUGGUCUGGGAAAUGUUACAAACUCUUCAAUCUCAUACAAUACUAUUUUACAAACAUCUGUUGCCGAAAAUUUUAAUUUUAAUCAAGUUUCAGUCGGGAACAAUCCCAAUCAUACAAAUAACAAAAAUGGAAAUCAUGAUAACAUUGGCAACGGUAGUGGUAGUGAAAGCAAUCGAAGCAGCGUUAGCGCGGGUUGUGUCCCAAAAGGUUUUAUACAGUCUCAAAGCGAUCAACAGCUUCGUUAUAUUAACAAUAGCAACAACAGCAUCAGUGAUAUUUUUAUAAACAACAGUUCCGUAGCCGCUUUUGCAAAUACUACUAACGCAAGCGGUAGUAAGUCCAUAGAUGUAAUAAAUUUUGAUGGAAAGGGUAACAUUACCCCUUCGGAAUCUCGCGAGGCUGUCACAACUUUUUCUAAGCACUCUCCAUUAAAUAAUCACGGGACCUCGGCAAUUUUUCGCAAUGGCCAUAUAAAGCCUAACCCUUUGCAUCGCACGAAAACGAAUUCAGCACAACUUGUAUUCGACCCAAGUAUCCUAAAUCCAACCUACAAAUCAUGUGAUUCAGUUGCUGCUAUUCCUCUUACAGUUCCUGGAGCUGCAGAUGAUUUGUCAGAAACAGAAUUGAAAGAGCUUCAAUUGUUAAGACAAAGUCUGGAAACUUGUUGCCACAUAUUAAAACAGCAGAAGCAUUUGCACCAGCAUCCACAAGGUACGAUAAACGAAACAGAGUCUCCACCAUCCCGACUCAAUGAGCUGACUAAAAAGUAUACUGCAGACGAUCCACGUAACUACAUAAGAUCAGAUAAUUGUUCUGCUGUUAGUAGCCUUACAAACGUUUGCUUGCCUAGCUCACCACCUCAGGCUACAAGCCCAACUGGAGAAGUGAGAGAUAUUCUCGAACAAAUACGUCAAUUGCAGGACAAUAUAAGCUAUGAAGACAUGUUGCUGUAUAUGAAACCUGCCCUUUGUAACACUGUAUCUUCACCCACAAGCACCUCUGCAGAACUAGCCAAGAUCACGAAUGCAACUUCUCAGGGGAAAACAAUUCGCAGUUCCGUUAAAUGUUGUGAAAUACAACAAACCCCAAACCUCAUGACAUCAUCUCCAAUAUUUUCUAAGACCACUGUCCAUUUGGCGUCUCCUUCAGCAGAUAAAGGUACAUCAACAUUUAUAACAACAGCAGCACAAAGGACUUUGAGCUCUUCCAAUGACACCGAAAAUUUAUUGAAGCGCCCGUCAACUUUACAACAACAUAAAAGAAAAUUCUUUACCCCAAAACCAAAUAAAGCUCUUUACAUUCCAAUGGUGCCGAAUAUAACACCGACGCCUUCUAAUAGAUGUAUUUUAAAAAGUCCUGUCAGCAGUGUAGUAGGGACAAAUUUCUUCACUGGCAGAGGAGGCAGAGUGCGAAAAAUUUGGGUCUCACGUUCAGCACCUACAACACCAGGCACCGCAUUGCCGCCUAACCGAUUAAGCGAUGAUAGUCCAUUACUUACAGAUCAUGACGAAGAUCAGGAGACUGACCAAAUUGAAAAUAUUAAGUAAUAGAAAAAGUUGGCAUGUUAUGAAAUUACAUACGUACACUCAUAACAUAACAAAGUCAACUGCGGUUCAAAUAAUUCAAACAUACAUACAAUAUAUGAGCGUACAUAUGUAGGUAUGUAACAUAAUAAAGUCAACUGCGGCUCAAAUGUUGUGUCCCAUAAUACUCAAACCACUCAAUUCAAGUCGAUGUAACAAUUACAGCUUAGUAGGUUGACCCAAACGGUUCAUGGCUGAAAUUAAGUGGUCCAUCAUAUGCCAUGUAAGAACAAAUGCAUGUAGCUAAGUCGCAGUGAAAUUUGCACACGUACAGAUGUGCGUACUAAAAUAGUAUUUGUACAUAUAUUUGAACAAAUUACAUGCCCCGAAAAAAUCUUUUUUUGGUACAACAGCGGGGGUUUGGUGUGAUAGUUUAUAUCAUAUUCCAAAGCCUAUACAUACUGUUGUUAAUCCUUUAAUACCCGAAUGAAUUGGAGCGUAACUAAACAUAUUUCAAAGAUGCUCGUACAUCCGUGGAUGUUAGUCUCGACCUAAAUAUAAAUUAGUAUAGAUUUCAAAGUUCAAUGAAACGUAGUUUAGCCAUUAUAAAAUAUUGUCUGGAUAAAAGUAGUAAAUUUUUAAACACAAACAUAUUUUACUGUAAUUUUUCCCUAAUAGUUGACUAAAAUUCAGCUGUGAUACUAACACAAAUAUAUCUUGCAUUUAGCUCUUAUUUUCGACUUUGAGCAGCUUGCAAAUAAAUACCAGCGACGCAAGCUCCAGCAACAAACUGUUAUAAAAAAAUAAGAAUAGCGUGGCUGCAUCGGGCAUUAAAGGUUUAAAACAUGCUAAAGCUGUAAAUAGCAUUCCUUCACACCCCUAACGCCCUUUUUUAGUAAUUACACUAUAUAACUGCUUUAUUUAUGUGUACUGAGAAACAAUGUUUCAUAGAAACAAUACCCUUUCAAGAAAUAGAGUUUGAAAUAAUAUAAGAAUAUGCCACAUGCAGCUUAGAAACCUUUCUAUGGUUAUUUGAUGUCAUUUUACAAGGUUCCUCAGUUUGCAUAUGUUAAAAUUUUGCACAUUUCCAUAAAACAUAAUUUAUUGCAAACAACCAUCUCUAAACAUUUUCAUAACCAUAGGUAUUCUUUCCAAAAAUAUUUCUGGUUAUGUUUAAAAAGUUAUAAUGAUAGAUAUUUUUAAACAUUUUAGUUUGUUAAUUUAACUUAAAAGUUAAUAAAAAUGGAUAAAGUUUAUAA
Molecule: messenger RNA, 4139 nt
Organism: Anastrepha obliqua
Lineage: Eukaryota; Metazoa; Arthropoda; Insecta; Diptera; Tephritidae
Exons: 4
Coding region: 502-2904 (800 amino acids)
Cellular component (GO): cytoplasmic vesicle membrane
Source: RefSeq, a predicted model, not a curated record